GGGGUAGGAGCGAGAAUGGCGGCCGUGCAGUGCACCAAAUGCACGGCAGAAAGAAAAGGUUUUCGGCGGGAACUUGAUUCUUGGCGACACAGACUGGUCCACUGCGUUGGGUUUGAAUGUAUUCUUGAGGGAAUCUACGGCCCGAUGCUGCUGAAAGACCUCAAUUUGUUUGUUGACUGUGAACCAGAAGAAGUGGAUGAUUGGUCCCCAGAAGCAAGCCGUUCUCAGUGUUCAUUCUGUAACCUUUCACUGGACAAACUCAGUGAUCCCGCACCUGUAGCCUCGUCGCCUCCCUCCUCCCCCUCUGAUUACUCUCCUUGUCAGGCCCUGACCCUCUCUGAGAGCAGCCAGUCAGCACACAGGUUCCUCCAAGCUGUGUUUCACAAGAAAGAUGUGCCCACAGACUGUGAUUCAAACAUACCUCUGGUCGCUCAGGAGCUGAUGAGGAAGAUGAUACAUCAGUUUGCUGUGGAGUAUGCUUCCAAGUGCCUGCUCCGCACCAGUACAAACGGUGUCACAGGGACCUCCUCACCUUUGUCAGAAACACCAGAUGGCCCCCUGGACCUCACAGUGAGCCGAACAGUGGAGGAGAAAGAGAUUGAGCCCGAACCCGAUGGCGUCCUGGACCUCUCCUUCCGAAAUCUAGCCAACUCGGCAGUUACGUCAUCAUCUAAUCACAAAGCCUCAGGUUCCCGGCUGUCGUCGUUCACGGAAGAAAUGAGAGAUCUGGGACGGCGAGGGACUGCGUUUUGCCAGGAUUCUGCGAUGGAUGGGGUACUACGUUCCCUCUGCCCAGCUCACCAGUCUUUGCUCUACCAAAUCCUGAAGCUAGCUCACCAGGAGCAACUGCUGCCGUUAUUUAACCACAGACAAGUUGGUCAGACUGAAUCUCACUGCUGUCACUGUGGUGUACCACCACAGGAUAACAUUGCACCUCAUCCAGUCCGUUUUAGUGAAUGUAAAGCCCUUGGCCACGGCCUGUGCUGCCCGUCGGUCGAUUCUGGCCAACAAACUCAGUGUGGCGGCGCCUACCAUUCCGAAGCCUCAAAGUCCAGCUGUAGCAUCCAUCAUCACUCUCUCAGAGGCUGUAACAGUGAAGGUCAGCGGGGCUCAAACUACAGUUGCGUGCAGCGGUGCAGGACGGAAAGCUAUGGCGUUCUGUGUUCUAAGAGGCUGCAUUGCCUCUCCUGCCAAAACCAAGCCAUCGGCCGCAUAAACAGCAUAGUGCAUUCUUUUGCAUCGUCUCCUCUGUUAUCCCAGUCCUCGCUGUGCGCUCCCCCCUCUAGAUUAUGUGCAUCGGUGUGCUGCACAAAGAACGAGGGGGACUCUAGUUCGUGUUAUCCAAACCACAUCUGUCUGAGACACAUCAGGAACGCAGUCGAAAAAUGCACUGGAGAGGGAGAUCAUCACUGCCCUGUCCUCAAAAGAGAGCAAAGCCCCUCUCCUCCCCCUCUUUCACCCAUCCCCACAGACGUGGAGAAAAAAGCAGACGAAAAACCACCAUCCCUCCUCCACCACAGACAGGGGGAGGAACCUGACCCUAUGGGUGGAAGCAGACCAGUAAGUUGCAGCCUCAUGGUGGCGGAUAUGUUUGCAGCCGGAGAAAAUGAGCCGCAGUGCAAAGCCCUGGUUAGUAAGCGGGCUCAUCAGAACCCAAGUGGGGCUUCGCUGCAAGAGGUCGUGACUCGUUUCAGUCAGAAACUGGAAACGAUCACAUCGCUAGACAAGGACCCUGCGCCUCUUUCCACGGCGAUCUACGCUUCUGAGAAAGAGCAGCCGCAAUUUCCCUCGACCAGUCAGAGCCCGCAGUGCCACGCUGACGCUCAUCUGACUGAAAUCAUCACCACGGUGCUGCACACCGGCAGCUCUAGCGACUACAGUCUUAGUGAGCUGUUCAACAAGCAUGAUAACAUAGCCCCAAAGUCACCCAAUACUCGCGCUCGCCGUCGCAAGGAAGUCAUGGACGCCAUAGCAACCCGUGCCGAUGAGGCGUACACCAGAAGGCAAACUUUACAAAUCAAACGGGAUCUGGCCAUGCUGGAUCAGUCUUGUAAUAGGAGGAAGAGACCCACAGCAAAGAGGGCAAGACUAAAAGAUGGGGCCGUUUCAGUAACUGCAUCGGGUACUCCAUCAGACCCUGACCUAGAUAAAGCAGUCUCUAAAAGAGAAAUUGAAGCUGGUGUAGAGCAACUAGAGAGCCAUAUGGCUGGGGAGGGGACACUGAUCGAGCUCACAAGGGAAGAAGAUGAGGAGGAAGCUAAAGAGAAUAUACAGGCAGUUAUAGUACCAGACGAUCUACGGGGUGUUAGUGAGGAGCAAGAAAGGGAGAUACCGACUGAGAGAAAAGAACUUGCUUCAUCAAGUGCUGAGGCACACCGUCCCGGGCAAAAGAGUACAGAUGAAACAAGGGGCUCAAACGUAAAAACAGAGGUUGUAACAGAGACUGCAGUUGCUGUGACUCCGUUGGGCGGUCUCGUUGGAGAAGAUUGUAAAGCUGUUAAUGAGGCAAGUGAUAAAAACCAAGCAGAAGCCCUACCGAUACAAAGCUCCGGUAAAAAUGACACACUUGGUAAAGAUUCUCAUAGCCCUGUUAGACAGGAUCAAAAAUGUCAAUCGGGCCACUCCAUGGGAGUAAGAAGAUCCACAAGACAUAUAGUACCCCCGCUGUGGAUUUCUUCCUAUGUUACAGAGCCCCGAAUGUUCUUUACAACCAGUUUGUCUGAAGGGAUGAGCAACAGUACACAAGAUGACGAGGCUCUGACACCUAGCAUCCUGCAUGAUGUAGCCAAAGAUCGUGAUGCUCAUGACACUCCUAAAUCAAGAAGUGAUGCCCAUCUAUCAGAGUGUACAGAGACGCUUCCCUUUGAACUCAAACAGGAAGAACAAUGUGAAAUGUCUAGCACACAGUUGAAAGAUCAGAAGCAAAUGAUGCCUGUUGAGGAAGAGUCUUAUAAAAAAGACAGCCCCGAAAAAGAAACGGAUGCCAAUGAUUUUUCUUCUAGUAGGAGACUACGGUCAUUUUCAAAAACACUACAGGUCUCUAACAGGUCAGAAAAUCCAAACAUGGAUUUGUCCAUCACAUCUACCUGUGUUCAGAGCCUUUCCAGUACCCAAGCCGAGUACACUAGUCCAAUUAAACUUAUGUUUGUAUCACCAGUAAAGGUUAAGGAAGGAAUUAGAUAUAGUCUCAAGUCAGCAGGUUCUAGUACACAAACAGAACAUUUUGACCCUUAUGAAGAGUCCUCAUGGGGAGGCACGCCUCAGAAAUGCAAAGGCCAGAACAAUGGUUGUGCAACAUCUCAAGUAAAAUCUGCUAAUUCGCCUCCAAAAUCUGCUAAUUCGCCUCCAAAAUCUGCUAAUUCACCCCCCAAAUCUGCUAAUUCGCCUCCAAAAUCUGCUAAUUCACCUCCAAAAUCUGCUCCUUCGUGCACAAGAUCUGUAUCCUCGCCAGCAAAGUCUCCAUCUUCACCAUCUAAGUCGGCAUCCUCGCCCAGGUCUGUGCCCUCAUCACCUAAAAACUGCCUUCGAAAAUCUGCUGAUUGUACUCCCUCCAAGUCUUUAUCCGGAUCUGAGGCUCGGCGAUCACCGGGUGACUUGCCACCUGUCAAUGAAACCACUCCUCCAAAAAGACGCCCAGGUCGGCCAAAAAAGCUGGGACCACGUUUGGAACAAAAAGCCAAGAGGCCCAUUGGUCGACCACGUAAACAGAUUGCUGCCGAUUCUGCAGAAGAGGCAAAAUCAUCGAACAGUAAAUGUCUGACUGGAUCUGAUGUUGACGACAGUGUGAACAAGAACCUCAAAAUAACCGUUUUGUACGGUCGUUCAAGGAGAAACAAACGAAUGGUGUCUGAGAGCUUUGACCAGCUACAAACAGACUUCAGUGACGCACUGCAAAAAGUGGAUAUUGGAAGCGACUUGAGCAUUUUAUUGCACCGCUCUAAGACCUUAGGUACUAUCAAAAGGGCUUCGGAGGAACUAAGUUUUGCCAGCCCCGCGAUGGAGCCCGCCCCUCAGUCUAACGGCAACGUCAAAUUUUUAGGGCAGGAGGAAUCCACACCCUCACGGAAACCAGGCAGACCGGCGAAAGUGAAAAUAUCUGGAAUCUCGGUCACCGUCACCACAGUGUCGCCUCGGCAACGCAAAAUUCAGCUAGACAAAGACACUCGGCAAUCGUCCGAAACGCAGCCUCACAAGAAGGCGCUGCUGUCAGAUGGGAAAUCUGCCAAAGAUCCCUGGACAAUCAGCCGUCAGCCGACAAGCAAGAGCACGCGAAAGGAAGAGAGGCUGGAAGCACGGACCCAGUGUAAAGACGAGCUCCCACAUCAGCCCGCACCGGUGCGACACUCGAUGCGGGUGAGAAAACCCUCCAUCCACUUUCUGCAUGCCGUGGCUACAUCCGGCUUCAGAUCAUACAGCCGCAGCAACGCGCUGCUGCGGCGCUCCAAACAGCUCCUGCUCACAAAGGAAAGCAACGAAAGGAGGCAGGAGCAGCGGAACAGCGCCGAGGCUUCGGCCGAGAAACGACGGCCCGGCGGAAGAGCGAGAGCCACGGUUUCUCAAGAUCUGAGCAAAGUGGCGGAGGCGUCCGUGGAUUCGAUAUUUAGCCCAAACAGGACGCUGAGGUGGUGGGCACCGUCCGCCGAGGAGAAGACGUUGAACCAAGAGCUGGCCAGGCGAAUCCGAGUCAUCUCUGACACGUGGGUGGCAGACUCCGCGGAGGGCCAAGAAAAAGAAAGGACCUUGAAUUCCAAACUCGACAACAAAGGGAACGGCGCAUUCGCAAGGAAGUCGAAACACCCCUCUGUGGUCCAAAUGCUGUUCGACUGCUCCCCGACCAGACCGAGGUCCUGCAGCAUGCAGCAGAUCCGCUCCUGGUUCAUGGAGACCACAGAGACUCAGUCUUUGGCCAUUGUCAAAAAGGCCAGCUCCCGCAAUCCUUACGAGCUCCUACACUUUCCUCGUUCGGCCAAUAAGAAGAGCACCCGCCACAGUCCCCAGGCAGAGAGACUCCGCAAACACGUCAAGAAGUUUGCCACAACCGUGCCAAAAAGUCCUUUGCAGCAUGAACAGGCUCAGCAGCAGCUGAGGAGGAAGAAGGACAUCAGGCGGCGGCUUUUUGCCUCCAGCCGAGCGGCGGGCAAACGCCGCCGGGGAGCUUUGUGGCGGAGACGCGGUUCUUCAGGUAGAUAUCAGGCCACCCUGGUAAGGGCAAGGUCUCGGUUCCUUACGUGUAGAGAAAGGAAGAGGUGGCAAAAGAAGCUAAAAAACCGGAGAAAAGAAGCCCCCCGCUUCUCGGGUGGACCUGACGCAACUGGACCCCGACCGGGACGCAAAGCGUCGGCAAAAGAUCGGUUCUCCGACAGUUUCGAGACGGGUCCCACCGCCUGCUCUGCUAGCCAAACUCAGGAACUUGUGGAUGCAAACAAAGAGCAGAAGCUCUGUUCAAAAGCCUGGAGUCCCGAGACCCUGAAGGAGUGCCGGGUGUUUCUGAGAAAGAUCAACUCCCCAGACAGUGAGUCAGCGGAGGAGGAGUGGGAGUCCUGCACCGUCACACUGGAUGACGGGUCACCCUCUGCUUACCUCUUUGCAGGGCAGGAGAGGGAACUGGUCGGAGUUGUUAAAGCUGUGAAAAGUGAGGGAAAAGGGAGCAUGAGUAAGAGGACCGCCUCUAAAGAGCAGACAGUUUCUGCAGUUAAUUCAGUACAGAAGCAGGAGGCAGUUCCAGAGGAGAGGGAGCGGGGUAAAUACAAGAGUCCCAUGGGUGUGUCGGCCGAACUACCACAACCACCACCAGCGAAAACGUUGAGACAAUCGCGAAUGAGAGGCCUGUCUGGGCCCAAAUGGUGCGACUUCGUGAAACUAAUCGAAGCGCGAAGCCGCCUCCUCUUGGGAAAGGAACUGUGGUUUGUAAUGGUGCCUUUGGACGUUGAGCUGACCAUGUGGACUGACUAUCCAACUAUGGGUCAGUCUUGCACUCAGCAGUUAUGUAGCAUUCUAACUUAAAAGCUUGACGUUGCACUAUUUUUAUCCAUGGAUUCAUGUUUGUUUUUUUUGCUCUUUUUUCGUGUGUGUACGUGUUUCUUUUAAAUUUGCUGAGUAGAGAACAACUCCCUGCAUCCGAUGUUUUAUUGGGAUAAGUAAACCUCUUGUGAGUCUUGCUAGUGAAGCCAUGUUUUAAGGAAGGGCGGGGCUCAACUGUAUUAGUGCAUUUCUCUCACCCUGAGCACCCCCCCCUUAUGAAGGUCAACACAGCUUCUUGAAAUUCUGUAACUUUACCACUUCAAGACACUCCUGCUCUAAACCCUGCCAAACUUACUGUUUUAUUAUUUAUUUGUAACACUUACUAUAGAGCUCUUGAUAUUCUAAAAGAAUUAAGUAAUUUUAUCAUAAAAAGAUAUUGACAUUAUUUGUUGUUUUCUGCAUUUAAGUAGCCAAAUAACAUUUCAUUAUGAAGGACUGGUUAGGACCUGCCCACGCCCAAUUUUGUUUUAGACAAUAAGCGGCUGUAAUCCUCUACUGACAUCUCGGCACCAAAUAGAAUGUACAUUGGAUCCACUUUCAGUCCCAAAACCGCACCGACCCACAAGAGGUGUGAGAAAUGAUCAAGAAAAUGGCAUUAUACAAACGUAGAGCAUACCUCCUGCUCCUUUUGAUGGGUUGUGGGAUCUGUCCGUUCUCGCCCACAGCUGGAUGUCGCCGCCAGAUGUACCUCUUGCACUAUCCCAUUUGAGAUUAUUAAUCCCGCAGUUCAGAUUCCUCCUCCAUUUUUGCACAUUGUGUCCCACUAGCAACCCCUACUGUAAACCUAGAGGAUCUCUUCGGUGCAAUACAAACCCAGAUGGUUUAUCAUUAUGUAGAAAUAGGUUUAUUGCUGACAGAUGAAUGGAUGUACACGAGUCCCAGUGGCCUAGGAUGUUAAGUUCAUCUGUCUCCACAGCCAUGAUGGGUUGAGAUUUCAGCCAUUUAAGAUCCGAGGCGCGUUGUUGGCUCUGGCGUUUUUUUCACAUUUGCU
This is a messenger RNA of Menidia menidia (Atlantic silverside), 7012 nucleotides long. The record is from the annotation of a GenBank genome assembly. Lineage: Eukaryota; Metazoa; Chordata; Actinopteri; Atheriniformes; Atherinopsidae.